AUGUCGCACUGCCACGACGAACAUGAAGGCCAUGGCCACGGUCACGGUCAUUCGCACGGCGCCCACGACCAUUCAGACGACAUCACUCCCGCCCUGCAAAACAGCCUCUACAGACAGAUUGACUUUGACGCCAUCAACACGCUGAAUGAGAGCGCAUCAGGCUCCGGAAGCAAAGUCUGCAAANAGACAUGGGACGAGCGGUUGAACCCCGAGCCCGAACUGUGCAGUGAUGCCGAUGAACAAUUACUGAUGCACAUCNCCGUACGCCGUCUACCGUUCCCUCUCAACGAUCAUUGCAUUGACAAACACCAAAGUUUCACGGCCCAAAUUCGCCUUCACUCCAUCAUGAUCCGCACAUCUACCACCGACUCAGCACCUCUGACCCUCAAACUAUUCAUCAACCGCGACGACCUCGACUUCAGCACCGCCUCAGAGGUCCAGCCAACCCAAACCCUGUCGCUGUCGCAAAGCAACGACAUUCAAGAAGUCCCCGUCAAGCGCGCUCUGUUCAACACGGUGCGCUCGCUGGAUCUGUUCGUCGAGGACAACUGGGGAAGAGGCGAGGAAGACGAGACACGCAUCUCUUACCUUGGCUUCAAGGGCGAGUGGAUGGCUCUGAACCGUGAGCCCAUCAACUUCAUCUACGAAGCUGCUGCCAACCCAAGUGAUCACAAGAUGGUCUCUGGCGUCAGGGGUGAGGUGGGCAGUCGUCUGGGAGGAGCAGGCGGAGGAGGUAAUGGCAUGUAA
This is a messenger RNA of Aureobasidium vineae, 747 nucleotides long. The record is from the annotation of a GenBank genome assembly. Lineage: Eukaryota; Fungi; Ascomycota; Dothideomycetes; Dothideales; Saccotheciaceae.